Molecule: messenger RNA, 8380 nt
Organism: Oncorhynchus kisutch (coho salmon)
Lineage: Eukaryota; Metazoa; Chordata; Actinopteri; Salmoniformes; Salmonidae
Product: phosphatidylinositol 3-kinase regulatory subunit gamma
Exons: 16
Coding region: 843-3023 (726 amino acids)
Biological process (GO): phosphatidylinositol phosphate biosynthetic process; insulin receptor signaling pathway
Cellular component (GO): phosphatidylinositol 3-kinase complex
Molecular function (GO): 1-phosphatidylinositol-3-kinase regulator activity; protein binding
Source: RefSeq, a predicted model, not a curated record
UCCGUACAGCUGGUGCACGUACAGCAAGCUGCACAGUGGACACAAGUUUCGCUGGUCUGACUAUCGAUGUAGUUCGAUAUCUUCUCUACGAACAUGGCAGGGAACUUGGGUUUGUGAUAACUUAAGAAGGAAAAGGAAAAUGGCUUUUACGAGGUCUUUGGAUGGUAUACUGUAUGCCACAUCUUACAGCCUGUAUCCCAUACUUUACAUACAACAAGUCGUGUAAUUACGGCUACGUUCGUUUGUUUCCGUACAGCAAGCUGCACAGUGGACACAAGUUUCGCUGGUCUGACUAUCGAUGUAGUUCGAUAUCUUCUCUACGAACAUGGCAGUGAACUUGGGUUUGUGAUAACUUAAGAAGGAAAGGAAAAUAGCUUUUACGAGGACUAAAUUAGCCUUUGAACAAGUUUAAACAGUUACCCAAUCAAGGAUAUUUUGACGAGCUUUCCACCAGGAACACUUGGAAGAUUCUCAAUACGAAGUGCUGAGUCACUGAAGUGCCUGCCCUGCACCUGUCAUUCCUAAACCGUACCAGUGUAAAUCAGAACCCUACUUUGGUUCAGCUCUUACCUGCAAGUCUCGGGUCUUUCCAAAGAGCAUGUUGCCAAUGCCGUCUCUCUGCUCCAUUGUCUGGUUGCACCGAGGGAUCAAGCUAAAGAAAGUGCUUUAUUUCUCAAACACAGGCCAGGUCUGAGUUUCAACCAUUCACACCAACAGUUCAGUCAUGCUUCUUAGUUUUAGUUGAAAAUUCCUGAAUAGUGUUGCCAUCACAAUUAACAUCCUCAACACUCUGGCACUUCACUGCCCUGGUCAGUGUGUAUCAUAGUUGGAAAUCUUUGCACAUGGCUGUAGAGGGCUUCCAAUUCAUAGCAAUUUAUGUCUAUAACAAAGACUGGGACGAGGACCUUGACCUCCAGCCAGGGGACAUACUGACCGUCAGCAAGACGUCACUGACAUCUCUUGGGCUCAAGGAUGGGGACGAGGAGCACCCGGAUUGCCUGGGAUGGAUGGUGGGAGUCAACAAGCGCACCAAGCAGAGGGGAGACUUCCCUGGGACGUAUGUCCAGUAUGUGGGGCCUGUGAAGAUGUAUGUGGUGCCCAACCAGCCUCUGCAGCAGAGACCCCUCCCAGCAGCCCCCAGGCCUCAACCUCCCCCAGCACAUCAAGGGACUUCAGCUCAAGAGUUUGUCCAGCCUUUUCCACCCCCAGAAAAUGCCCUCCCCACUUUGGUAAAGUUGAUAGAGGCCAUUGAGAAAAAAGGUUUGGAGUGCGAGACGCUGUACAGGAAGUCUGGCUCCUUGGCUGCUGGCAGUCAUAGACAGAGCCUGAAUUUUGAGCUCUCGGAGCCUGAGAUGGGCCAGUACGACGUCCAGGCGCUCUCAGAGGCCCUGAUGGGAUUCCUGCAGGACUUGCCCUUCCCCAUCAUCCCAGAGUGUGUCUAUCCCAGCCUGAAGAUUGCCCUGCAAGAGGAAGCAGAGCUGUCUGUCGAGGAGACAGGCAAGCAUUUGCUGAAGGCACUGGAGCCCCCGGCUGUGCCCCUGCCAGGCCUGCUCACCCUGCAGUACCUGCUCAGACACUUGGACCGAGUGGGACAGAGCUCGCCCCACAAUGGCCUGGACCCUCACACCCUCGCACUCCUCUUCAGCCCUCUGCUGCUCCCCGCUGGGUCAGAAGAAGAUUGUCAGGUUUCUGCCCAUGUGCUUGAGAGACUGCUGGUGGUGAGGGCCUGGGAGCUGGAAGAAAUGCCACCAGCCCUACCUCCCAAACCUUCCAAAACCAAAGCCAUGGCAUCCUCUGUGAUCAAUGGAGACGGCAGCAAGAUGGCCGAUGCAGAGUGGUACUGGGGAGACAUUUCCAGAGAGGAGGUGAAUGAGAAGAUGAGAGACAUGCCGGAUGGGACUUUCUUGGUCCGAGACGCCUCAAGCAAGGUGCAAGGAGAAUACACAUUGACUCUCAGAAAAGGAGGAAACAACAAGCUGAUCAAGAUCUUCCACCGAGGCGGCAGGUACGGCUUCUCUGAGCCGCUGACGUUUUCCUCUGUGGUGGAGCUCAUCCUGCAUUAUCACCAGGAGUCGCUGGCCCAGUACAACCCCAAGCUGGACUCACGGCUACUGUAUCCCAUCUCCAAAUAUCAGCAGGACCAGGUGGUGAAAGAGGACAACGUGGAAGCAGUAGGAGAGCAACUGAAGGUGUACCAUGAACAGUACCAGGAGAAGAGCCGGGAAUAUGACGUCUUGUAUGAAGAGUACACUCGCACCUCUCAGGAGUUACAGAUGAAGCACACGGCCAUCGAGGCCUUCACCGAGACCAUCAAUAUCUUUGAGGAGCAGUGCGAGACCCAAGAGCGCUACAGCAAAGAGUACAUUGACAAGUUCCACAGGGAGGGCAACAGCCAAGAGAUUGAGAGAAUCCAAAGUAAUUCAGAUAAGCUGAAGUCUCGUGUGACUGAGAUCCAUGACAGCAAACGGAAGCUGGAGCAGGACCUGAAGGAGCAGGCGACGGACAACCGAGAGAUCGACAAGAAGAUGAACAGUCUGAAACCAGACCUCAUGCAGCUGCGGAAGAUCAGAGACCAGUACCUGGUGUGGCUCAAUCAGAAGGGCACCAGACAGAAGAAGAUUAACGAGUGGCUUGGGAUCAAGAACGACGUGGAAGACCUAAAUUCUCUGGUGGAUGAGAUGGAUGACCUGCCACACCAUGACGAGCGCACCUGGUACGUGGGCGACAUCAAGCGAGGCCAGGCCGAAGAGCUGCUAAGGGGCAGGGGUGACGGCACCUUCCUGAUCCGAGACAGCCAGUCCCAGAAGGGCUCCUAUGCCUGCUCUGUAGUCGUGGACGGGGACGUCAAGCACUGUGUGAUAUUCAAGACCUCCACGGGCUACGGUUUCGCCGAGCCUUACAACCUGUACAGCUCCCUGAGAGAGCUGAUUCUCCACUACAGACACACUUCCCUGGUCCAGCACAACGACUCGCUGAAUGUAACUCUGGCAAUUCCUGUCCUAACCCAGCAGCAACCCAGAUGAGACGCAUCGUCACCCGGACACGGCCCGGCACAGAGCAAAAACACACACAGAACUGAGACCACACACCCUCACUUUUCCCAACAAAAAAGCAAACAACUUUCUGAGCGUUGGGUUUGAUAGGAGUGGAAGUGGCAGAUAUAAUGACUGACUGGGUUUUGACUUUGAAGAGACCCUGUAAAUGUUAUAUUUUUGUUAAAUCUUUACAACACUACACAGUUUUAGGAUAAAAAUAUGUUGACUAUUUUAAAGUAACUGCUGUAGAUUCCAUUUUCCCUUUCAAUGGAGGGAAUUAUUUUUUAAAUCGACUUGUUAAGGGUGCCAUUUUGGGGGGGGUAGUAACUUUUUUUCAACAGUUAAAGAGGCGUAAGGGUUGGACAUGGAGAACAAAAAUACCUAACAAACUUUCUGUUUUCAUCAAGCGUUGCUGACAUGGCUGGAUGAUUGGGAGAUGUGGUAAAAGGCUUAACUUGUAGUGUUUUUUUGCAAGUUCAUAUUAAUACACAUUUUCUCCCACAGCGCUAUGGGACGCAUACAAAGAAAGCAUUCUCCUUUCUGUGGAGUCAUUGCUAUGUGCCCUGUCACAUAAAGCAGGACAUGUCUAGAAGACUAAAUUCAGUACCAAUGUGUUAAUCAAAAAGAUUAAUUUGUCUUUUUCUGAACGCUUUUUUUUGUUGCAAUCUAUGUAAGACUGUUUAAAAUAGUUUGAGGUUGAUGAUAUUAGAUGCUGGCAUGGCCCCUGGUGUAGCUUGAGGACACUGAUUGCUGUGACAGACAGUGGCAUAUAAUGUGAACUGGAGUUGCAGUCCUUGAUGGUGGAACACUUGGUGGUGAAAGUGCCUUCUCUUCUAAUCCUCGGUCUUCCAUUCUCUCUCUGUUGAUCAGAGUCCGUGUGGAUGCCUUGCCCCAAUCAGAUGCCAAGUGUUUUGUACAGCACUGUGUAUGAAACUAGAAAUCUGAAAUAGACCUGGCUAUUGAUUGCCUUGGAGCAGGGAUGGGUAACUCCCUCAGACUUUUACCUGGGACUACUGCCACUGACUGCUCAGAGUGCACACAUCUGGUUUCCUGGGUUAGGAUCAGGGCUCAGUGCACACAUCUGGUUUCCCAGGUUAGGGUUAGGGCUCAGUGCACACAUCUGGUUUCCCAGGUUAGGGUCAGGGCUCAGUGCACACAUCUGGUUUCCCAGGUUAGGGUCAGGGCUCAGUGCACAUAUCUGGUUUCCCAGGUUAGGGUCAGGGCUCAGAGUGCACACAUCUGGUUUCCCAGGUUAGGGUCAGGGCUCAGAGUGCACACAUCUGGUUUCCCAGGUUAGGGUCAGGGCUCAGUGCACACAUCUGGUUUCCCAGGUUAGGGUCAGGGCUCAGUGCACACAUCUGGUUUCCCAGGUUAGGGUCAGGGCUCAGUGCACUCAUUUGGUUUCCCAGGUCUCAAUCAGUUGCUGACUUAAAGGAAUGAAAGAAAGCCAGCAGACACUCUUGAGGACUGAAGUUGCCCACCCCUGCAUUACUGUGUGUAUGAUGGCGGUGUUGGAUUUGUGCAUGGUGGAAAUGGAUUUCCGUUCAUAUUUUAUAGAUGGUAGAUCUUAUGGGGGUUGUGUACCAGAUAUAAGAAGCAUGGUCUUUUCACUACAUUUUGACAUUGGGUAUGCGUAUGCAUCACAUUGGGUAUGCAGUAUGCAUCACAUUGGAUAUGCAGUAUGCAUCACAUUGGAUAUGCAGUAUGCAUCACAUUGGGUAUGCAGUAUGCAUCACAUUGGGUAUGCAGUAUGCAUCACAUUGGGUAUGCAGUAUGCAUCACAUUGGGUAUGCAGUAUGCAGUCUCUCAUGAGUAAUAGUAGCCUAAUUCCACAAUUUACUUAAUCAGACUUUACCUGCCACACUUUUGUGAAUGAGCUUCUUUCCCAGGAAACAAGUUGUACUGUAAUGCUAACAUAUACACCAGAUAUUCUAGGUAGACUUUAAACACUACUUUGACAAACUGAUUAGUACUAUGCAGCGAGUUAGACAUACAACUUCACGAUGCCUCAUCAACAUUUUGAUUCAAGACAAAUCACUGAAUGAGUGAUGACCUUUACACUUGUCAUGUAUUAAUCAGACGUUGGUGCAUUUUAUUGCUCACUUUUAGGAGUGGUUAGAUUGCCGUUCAUGUUGGGAUUGGUGUAAAUCAACCUUUUAUAGCUGACAACAAUGUUGAUGUUAACCUGUUCUUAUGUUUGUCUUUUGGUUAGGUGAGAAGUGUCUCCUUGGAGAGCGAUGACAAUAAUAGUCUGGACUAUAUACUGAACAUAGCUUUCAGCCAGAGUCCUGCUCAGUUCGACUGUCCUUCAGGUCAACGGGUCUUUGAAAACUAGGAUAGUUUAUUUGUUUUGGCAAGAGAGAGUGCUGUAUAAAAAAAGAGAGUAAAAAAUAUGUUUGUUUUCAAAUUGCACACGGUGGCUCUGCAUGCAGUAUAAGACUACGUAUGCCCUCCACUGACAUGACCACAGCCAGGUUAAGACUAGCUAAAGAUUGGUUAUAUCACAUUGUCUGGUGUACAAAGGGUGUUGGUGUCCAUUACUGAGUGUUAUAGAAAAGAACCACACAAACCGCCGCCAUAGAUUUUUCAACUAACCUGUUCUUGGGGAUUACUUCCUUCAUUCUCGAUUUCUUAGUCUGUUUCCAGUUGCAGUUGGUUCUACAAAAACCAUAAAUUCAGAAAAUAUCAAUGUUUAAGUGAGAUAUGCCUCGUGGUGUGCUUAGACCUUUGUUUGUCACCUACUUAUACGUGUGGCCGUAGAAGUAGAAUCUACUAGUUCCUGCAAUAAUGCUGGGAAUGCUAGAUCUGCGGCAGCUAAGAUGUCCAGAUACCUCCUCAUGCCGUACAAUACUUGGAUGUAAUAUUUUUGAGUUUUUGCUGUUUUUUGUAGAACCACCUGUAACUGGAAACGGACAUUUUUCAGAUACUUUCGUUAUUCUCGAUUCUGUGAAAAAAGUAUUGCCAAUAACAGGUUAGUUGAAAAAUCUAUGGCAGCGGUUUGUAUGGGGCCUUCCUCUAACGCCCAGUAAUGGACACCAACAUUCUUUGGUUAUAUCACAUUCUCUGGCAUACAAUCUGUAGCUAGGUCUAGACAGUCUGUUCUCAGUGACAGUAUUUCCCCUGGCCUUUUCUGUGGACUUGGGCUCCUGAGUGGCUUAGCGGUCUAAGGCACUGCAUCUCAGUGCCAGAGGCGUCACUACAGACCCUGGUUCGAUUCCAGGCUGUAUCACAACCGGCCGUGAUUGGGAGUCCCAUAGGGCGGCGCACAAUUGGCACAGCGUCGUCCGGGGCAGGGUUUGGCCGGGGUAGGCAGUCACUGUAAAUAAGAAUUUUUUCUUAACUGACUUGCCUAGUUAAUUAAAAUAAAAUAAAUUAUAUUGGAGGUAGACAAAAGCUGUGCUUGAUUUCUGUCUCAGACCGCUAUGACGGUGCAACGUAAAACGACACAUUUCCUCAGCUUUUGAGAAAGCCUGUGAGUGGGUACAAAUUUGAGGCUUGAGUAGGGAUGUCGCUGUGCCAAUGUUAAAAUCUGCUACUGUAAAUGCACUACAAAGACAUGAAUAGGGAGCUCAUGUUUCAGGAGUUUUUAUUAUAAUUUGACUUGAACAGGUUCAUUAAUUUACAAUAACUGUCUAUGAUAGGUCAGAAACACUCCGCAUAGUGGACAUCUCAUUUUAAGACAAGGACGGCAUCAUUGGUGGCUCUUAAUGGUCUGUUUGAAAGUGGCUUUUAUGAAACCUGUUUGUGUUUUGUUAUUUGUUCAUCAUAACCUGAGCAGAUUUAAUUGAAUAAGCUAGUGUGAAUACUUUUGGUGAUAUUCUUUACAUUUAUAUUUCAUGCUUAUUUAGAGAUGUAAUUUCUCUAAAUAACCAAAUAGAUUGAAAAGACUGUGAAAAGGCUGUUUACACAGGCAGCCCAAUUAUUUAUUUCACUAAUUGAUCUUUUGACCAAUCAGAUCAGCGCUGUGAAAAUAUCUGAUGUGAUUGGUCAAAAAAAACUAUUAAUGGCAAAAAUAUCAACAAUAGGCUGCCUGUGUGGAAGCAGUGAACUUUUUUAGAUUUUGUUAUCGAGAAUGAAACUCGUAGUAUUUGUUGUAUGUUGACUUUCAAUAGUUGAAGACUGCUUGGUUUUUAGCUUUUGUAUUUGUGAAACUGUGCUGAAAAGUCUGUUAGAUACUGCUAUUUGAUACACAUAGUAUGUGUAUAAUACUUGGCUGGAGUUCAGUCAUUUGAAAUGUAGAAAUCCCCCCCCAAAACAUUGCUAAUGAACAGCAAAAUGCACUUUUAAAUUGACAAAAUUCUGUACAAUUAUUGCAUUACCUAAUGAAAAUAUUGGCUGCACUCCAUAGUAUGUAUUUGUCAGACUGGUAGUUUUGUAUGGUACUAAUGAUAAACUUUAAUAAAAUUGUUAAUUUUUAAGCUGUCAAAAUGCAUGACAUUUUUCCCCAAAUUAUUUUGACAAAAGCAAUCCCUUGCUCAGAAGCCAAUUGAGUGUAAAUGUUGGGAGAAUUGUGACAUCUACUGUCACAACAUGGUCAUACAAUCUAUGGUUUUCCUCACUGUAGCCUUGGCAAUUUUCUAUGUAGUUAAGACACGUGAUGGACUGUUAUGUACUGCUAUUUCUCUAAUGUUGUGACUAUAUACAUUAUUAAUGAUCUAUCAAUGUUAAUUCAGUCAAUCAAGAAUGAUUCUACUCUGGCCUAAGUUUGAAGUUUGUUCUUAUUCCUGUUUUGCCUACCAAAUUGUCCCUGUAUAAGAAGUGUCUGAAACGAUGAUAUGGCUGUUGUGGGAUGUCCAAUGAGAGAGUUUGGUCACAAGAAUCCAUCUCAUCAACACAGCUAAGGAUGAUUGUUGUAGUCAUUGGUGGAAGGAGCUCCAACCCACUCACUCUUCAAAUUGGUCACAGUGUUGUCUGAGGGAAAUGUUAAGGAAGGCUCUGACUUCAGUACCUGUAAGCAACAUGAAGUUUGCAUCAGUGUUAGUCCUUCUUUUUUUCUGCUCUACUUUCAAGAAAUCCCAUGGAAAGUCAAAACCCAAACCGGGCUGUGAAUACCCCCCGUCUCAGUGGUGUAGGAGUUUGGAAAUUGCAAUAGAAUGUGGGGUAAGUUUGGAGUAUCGUUAUCAAGUUCAAAUAACUGCACUCGGACAUAAUGCCAGUUGCUAGGUUCUGUUUUUAAGACUUUCAUAAGAUCUAUUUUCAUGUACCUUUUUUUUCUUGAUUAUACCCUGGUACUUUUGAAUGUGUCGCAUGCAGCCUACUACAGAAGUUAUUCAGUUGAAUGAUUAAAUAACCUGUCUUUUUUAUUUGUACUUUUUUACAAAUAAACUUUCCAAUGGCUAAUCUCA